Molecule: messenger RNA, 2612 nt
Organism: Microtus ochrogaster (prairie vole)
Lineage: Eukaryota; Metazoa; Chordata; Mammalia; Rodentia; Cricetidae
Gene: Fsd2
Product: fibronectin type III and SPRY domain containing 2
Molecular function (GO): protein binding
Source: RefSeq, a predicted model, not a curated record
AGAAGGACUGUUCUGUACCAAUGGAGGAGGACGCAGGGGAGGAGCUGGGGCUGGGCGGGUCAAGGGCCCCCACAGACUUCCACUUCUAUCACAUGGACCUGUAUGACUCUGAAGACAGACUGCAGCUCUUCCCGGGAGAAAGCAGCAGAAUCAGGAGCAAAGUAAACCAGGCUGAACUGACCAGUGAGCCGAGAGGGGCAGGGGACAGCAAGAGUCUCCCGAAGGAAGUGGACGAGCUCGUCCACUUAUAUGGACUUGAAGAUGACCAUGAGUUGGGGGAUGAGUUUGUUGAUGAGCACAGAUUAGGGACUCUGGAGUAUCCUCCUUAUGGCCCGAGGAGGAGAGACCCAGCCAGGGAGCAGAGAGACUGGGGGCUUAGUGAGGCAGCUGAGGCCGAGGACCUGAGCUAUGGCCUUCCCGGUCAGUGCCAAGACCUCCGGGAAGCCUACAGGUACACGCACGGCCGUGCCAGCGAGGAGUAUGAAUGCUACGUCAUCCCAGAGGAGGAGGAUGAAGAAGAAGAACCUGCUGAUGUCUUCUGUGCCACUUGCAAGACGCCAGUAAGAACUGCUGAGAAGGAUGUGGAGGCACACGAGGGACAUGAAGUCAUGCCACUCAACAAAGCACUGGAAAGCGCCAAGGAUGAAAUCCACAAAAACAUGUGCAGAUUGGAGCAGCAGAUUAUCGAGAUGGAAAAUUUCGCUAGCCACCUGGAGGAGGUGUUCAUCACAGUGGAGGAGAAUUUUGGAAGACAAGAGCAAAACUUUGAGUCACAUUACAAUGAAAUCUUGGAAACCCUCGCUCAAAAGUAUGAAGAAAAAAUUCAAGCCCUAGGGGAGAAAAAGAAAGAGAAGCUGGAGGCUUUAUACGGACAGCUGGUCACCUGCGGAGAAAACCUGGACGCCUGUAGAGAGCUGAUGGAAACCAUAGAGGAGAUGUGUCACCAAGAGAAGGUGGAGUUCCUGAAGGAUGCAGUGGCUAUGACUGACAGGCUGGGGAAAUUCCUAAAAACCAAAACAGACGUGGAGCUCUCUGCGCAGCCUGAGUUUGAAGACCAGACCUUGGAUUUCUCAGAUGUGGAGCAGCUGAUGGACUCCAUCAAUGCCGUUCCAGCUCCCUCUGCUCCAGUGAUAAAUCCUCAGGCCCCCAACUCGGCCACAGGGUCCUCCGUCCGUGUGUGCUGGAGCUUAUACUCCGAUGACACCGUGGAGAGCUAUCAGCUGUCUUACAGACCAGUGCAGGACAGCUCACCUGGCAAGGACCAAGCAGAAUUUACCAAGACGGUCAAAGAGACAUAUUGCUCAGUGGCAAAUCUUGAGCCAAAUACCCAAUAUGAGUUUUGGGUGGUCGCUCAGAACAGGACCGGCCCCAGCCCCUCCAGUGAGCACGCAGUGUAUAUGACAGCCCCCUCUCCCCCCACUAUAAAAAGUGAGGCGAUCAGAAGCUGUGAAGAGGCUGCGCUGAUUUGCUGGGAGUCUGGGAACCUGAAUCCUGUGGACUCCUACACAGUGGAGCUGAUCCAGGCAGAGACGCCGGAAGCCUCGGGGGUAACUGAGUCUGUUGUAGGCAUCCCAACCUGUGAGUCCCUGAUCCAGCUGCAGCCUGGGCACAGCUACACGAUCUACGUCCGAGCUCUCAAUGUCGGGGGCACCAGUGCCAGGAGUGAGCCUGCGACAGUGCACACCACAGGGAGCUACUUCCAGCUGAACAAGGACAGCUGCCAUCCCUGGCUGACCAUUUCUGAAGAUGGGUUCACAGUGGUUCGGAGUGAGAAGAAAACCUUCAGAAGGGAGCUGCUGCCCAGCAAGACCCAGUUUACCAGGUGUGCUGCUGUCAUUGGAGAUCUAAUUCCAGUCCGAGGACGCCAUUACUGGGAGGUGGAGGUAGAUGAGCGCUUGGACUACACAGUUGGCGUGGCCUGUGAGGACGUCCCUAAACAGGAAGACCUGGGGGCGAACUGCUCGUCCUGGUGCAUGAGGCAUACAUUCGCCUCCACAAGGCACCGGUACGAAUUUCUGCACGACAGGACGACUCCAGACAUAAGAAUCACAGUUGCCCCAAAGAAGAUCGGCGUCCUGCUGGACUAUGAAAACUCCAAGCUGUCGUUUUUCAACGUGGACCUUGCUCAACAUCUGUACACAUUCAACUGUCGGCUCCCCCAAUUUGUGCACCCCUGUUUUUCUUUGGAAAAGUCCGGAAGCCUAAAGAUCCGCAAUGGCAUCUCAAUGCCAAAGCAUGUCACUUUUUUUUAGGUCCUUCUGAUGUUGUUUCAAGUCUUUCUGUCCUCUCCCUCAGCCACCCUCACUUCGCUGGCUGAACUUGGUAUUCAAGUUUCCUGCAGCCAGCACAAGCCACAGUUCACGGCAGUGUCAUGGGGUAGAUGGGUGGAUGGGGUGCUGGACCUAUUUCACCUGAUAAUGGACUCAUCCUGGUGCUGCUCCCUGUGUGAUGCCCGGGGAGCCAUUAUCAGACCAGGCUGUCAGAGAAGGGGCCAGACUCUGAUCUCAAAGGGCUCUUGUGGACUUGAACUGCACUUGUCUGUUUGUCGAUAUGUAAACUAUUUUGAGUCUCCUAAGCCUAUAGACAUAAGGAUAGCAUCAGGAAGUCAUUUA